Molecule: messenger RNA, 405 nt
Organism: Plenodomus lingam JN3
Lineage: Eukaryota; Fungi; Ascomycota; Dothideomycetes; Pleosporales; Leptosphaeriaceae
Source: RefSeq, a predicted model, not a curated record
AUGGCUCCCGCAAAUCUGUGCAUCGUGGUCCCCUCGUGCCUCAGCUGUCUUUCGGCCCAGCGCCAGCGUGUCACAGUCGGCCACACCGCCCAUCAUCGCCAGGCACGUCCUCUGCUCAUGGACCCCUCUGCUGCUACCGCUCCGCCAAUGUUGCGCUGCCAUGCUCCAGCCUCGCUCACCAUGUGUCCCCAGUGGUGCAGCAGUCCGCUAUUGCUCGAGGGAUGCCUGCGAGCAUCCGCGGACUAUCAUCUUACUCCGCUCUUUGAACGCGUCUCGUCUCGCGCGCCCAUCUGGCCCGCGACUUACCCCAGCAACAACAUUAAACGCCCCCAGUUUUCUCGUUUCCAUCCCACUGUACCACCUCAUCGCAGCUGCGUCUUCAUCCUCGACACGUCGACCAAUUGA